UCCGAAAUUUCGCUACAUUGUUUAUUGGUUACAGACUGGAUAAAAGGUGAAAAAUUGCAAAAAACCAUUAAUUUCAUGAAUUGUAUACUUUAUUUUUAACCAAAGGACAGGCAUUGCAAAAUGGAUGAAGUGGACUCACCUUUUCUCAAAAAGAAGAGAUCUCAUCAAAAACUAUCAGACACCAGGUUUCAGUCAGAAUUACAAAUGAAACUCCAGCAGCGCAGACAGGAAGGUUUAACAUAUGGUCUGACAAGUGAAGAGAGCGACAGUAUUGUAGAUGAUGACGACGGUGACAGUGAUGAAGAAAUCCUUGCACAGCAUAGAAGAAAUCUAUCAAACCAAAAGCAAUCCAACCGACCAACCUCUGCCAAGAGAAGAACACCCACCUUUCAGGACACAAAUGAUUUAAGUUUGGGGGAUACCAUUAGGCCAGGACAAGGUGGAAGCAAAUUUAUGAAACAGCGUGGACAGCAAGGCCAGAAAGAGAGUAUUCCCUCCCUCAACAUGGGAGGAAAAGGGAGAACAUCCCCUGGAAUGCCCUCUUUGACAUCCCCCAAACUUUCUCCAAAAGAUAGCAAGAGUCUGACUGAUGCUUUAGGAGGAAAAAGGUCUCCCAGCCCCAAAUAUGGCACCCAGCCUAUGUCUCAGGAGGAUAUUAUUUUUGGCAGGAAGACACCCACUAAUGAUCCAAGGCGUCAGAGUCCAACAGAUAAUAAACCAUGGCAACCACCAAACUUUCGAAAAAGCCCAGGCGCAGAGCAGCAAGAAAACCGAGCACCCUCCCCUGGCUUACAGGGGAGAAGGACUCCAUCUCAGGAACCUUUUCUUCAGAGCAUUGAUGAAAAUGCAGGGACACCCAGGAAAAACCGAUUUCCAAGUCCUAUUGACCGUAGUCCUAAGGCUGGCCGAACCAGUCCCAAAGGUGGCCUUACUAGUCCAAAGGAUCGCUUCUCAAAGUCAGACAGGAAAUCUCCAAAGAGCCUCUCCAUAGAUGAUUCACCACGAUUGGAUGAAGCUCCCAAGCCCAGACCUAGACACAAGACAGACAUAUUUGGAAAAACAGAUCAUGUGGACGUAGAUUUGGAGACAGAUUCUCCGUCUGUCAGUCGAUUUCACAGGACUGCUCCAGGUGGCAGAAAAACUCCUACACAGAUGGGAAGAAAAACUCCAACAAACUUAGAUGGCAGGAAAACUCCUACAGGAAUGGAUGGCAGAAAAACUCCAACAGGAUUAGAUGGCAGAAAAACUCCUACAGAUAAAACGUCCUACAGAAAAUCUGACAGAGAGAAAGAUACAAAAAAGGCCCCACUAAAGAAAGAGACAUCACUUCUAGAUUUUCUCAAUGAAGAUGUAGAUUCCUCCAAAACAAAAAAGAGAGAGGAACCCAAGCCAAGGUUACUCCGGGGGCCGGAGGAAGGACCGCAGGACAGGGAGGAUAGUAUCAGAGAUGAUAUUCUGGGGGAUAAAAUCAACAGAGCCAAGCAGAGGCAGGCUAAGUCAGGCAGUGGGGACAUAGGUAGUGCUGAUACCAGCUCAGUGGCAAAGAAGCUAACAGACAAGGAGAAAGAGAUACCGGACGAUAGUUCACUCUGUGAGGAGUUUGACAAGGAUCCAUUAGGAAGGUCAUUUGCUGAGCAGGAAAAACAAGCUAAGCCAGGCAAAGGCCGAACAGAGAGUAAAAAAUCAGAUGACAUCAUAAACAAAGUGGCUCAAGAACAGAACAAACCAGCAUCUGCUACAAUGAAGUCCACAGACACUACCAAGUCUUUCAAAAAAGUUGAUAAGGAGCACCGUCCUAAGCCCCGCUACACUAUCCCGGGGACCCCCACUAGUCAGGGAACCCUGUCUGAGAUGUCCUUCAACGACACCAUGUCCAUACGGCAGGCCGUGUAUGAUGAAUGGAGGAGAGAGAAGAUGAAAUCCGCCAGGAAGGAGAAAAAAGAGGAAGAGAAGAAAAAACAGGAGGAAGAGAAGAAAAAGGAGGACGAGAAAAAAGAAAAGAAAUUGGAAAAUGAAAGCUCCUAUAGGACUUGGAAAGAAUCAAAAGAAGAUACCUUUGUUAAAAAGAUUAAAGAAGAAAGAAGGAAAGAAAGAGAGAAGAAGGAAAAGAUAGAGAAAGAAAAAGAACAAAAGAUCAAAGAGGCAGAAAAGACCUUCAAAAUAUGGAAAGAAGAAAAGGAUGAAGAAAUAAAAGAAAAGUUGAGAAAGAAACGAGAGGAAGAGAGAGAGAAAGAAUAUGAAAAGGAGCAAACAAAAAAGAACAAGGAAAAGGAAAAUGUCACUGCACUUAGGGGAUGGAACAACAAGAAGGAACAAGUAUUGAAAGAAAAAGUCCUGGAGGAGAAGAAAAAGAAAAUGGCUACUCUGAAGGAGCAGGAACAACUGAAGAAAGAGCAGGAAAGGGAGGCAGAAAAGCUGUAUGACCAGUGGCUUAGGAGAAAGGAUGAUACAAAGAGAAAGGAGAAGAGUAGGAGGUAUGGCUCAACAGAAAGUAUAGAAUUCCGUCCUGCCUGGAGCCCGGCCAGUAAAACGAUACCAUUCGGAAGGUAGAAGCCGGCAGCCGCGAUUUAGUCCUCUCUUUUACUGUACAUACUCCUGUAUGUUGUCACUAAGGACAGACUGUUCAGAGAUACUGGUGAUUUACCCAGUAAUAAUGUAGUGAGACAUGGCCGGGAUAAACCCACCAAGAUUAACAUUGUAGCCAGUAGGUAGGAAUGGAACUGGAACUAUAUUUCCCAUUUGCUCAACCAUGGACUCAUUUCCUAACAUUUAGAUGCUCCCCGUCCAUCUUUAUUUGUUUGUAAUGAUAAUUCUUGAAUCGUUAUUAAACAUUUUAUUGAAAUUAUAUUUUACAUUUGGUGAUGUCAGAGAGGAGUAUUACCAAACAAGUUUAUGUUUCCGUCCAUGUUAUUCUGUUUUACUGUUUCUUUUAUCUGUACUUUUUAUGUUGUUCAUAAAUUAUUGUUUUUACUUGCAUUUUUGAUGCAAGAGUUGUGAAUUUUAUGUCUUUUUUUAUAGUUUGCCAAAAUAUUUUGUUUUAGAGCUUAAUUCAGGUUAAUUAUCAUUGUAUAACAUAAACAAAAAAGAUUCGUAUAGUACAUGUGUUGAGUCAUUGUUUAUUAGUAUAUUUAUGUUUGUAUAAGGAGUUCGAGGAAGUCAGUGGACAUUUUUAGAAUUUACAUGUAUACCCAUAUGGGUUAAUUGUUUGCAAAUCUUAUAUAAGAGUAAAGUGAUUCUAUUUCAAUCAAAGAAGUAUAAUUACAUGUACAUUCUCUCAAAGUGGGAUCUUUGUUAUUAAAUAAAUGUGUA
Molecule: messenger RNA, 3309 nt
Organism: Saccostrea cuccullata (small rock oyster)
Lineage: Eukaryota; Metazoa; Mollusca; Bivalvia; Ostreida; Ostreidae
Product: zinc finger CCCH domain-containing protein 13-like
Exons: 13
Coding region: 121-2550 (809 amino acids)
Biological process (GO): mitotic spindle assembly; regulation of mitotic cytokinesis; mitotic cytokinesis
Cellular component (GO): astral microtubule
Molecular function (GO): microtubule binding
Source: RefSeq, a predicted model, not a curated record